Molecule: messenger RNA, 849 nt
Organism: Branchiostoma belcheri (Belcher's lancelet)
Lineage: Eukaryota; Metazoa; Chordata; Leptocardii; Amphioxiformes; Branchiostomatidae
Exons: 3
Coding region: 1-849 (282 amino acids)
Cellular component (GO): endomembrane system
Molecular function (GO): signaling receptor binding
Source: RefSeq, a predicted model, not a curated record
AUGGCCAGUGGUGAGUCUCAGACAAUCAUUGAAUCCAACACAAACACUACACCUACUCUGGCGACCAAUGACAAUGUUCAGACCACCAAGGGCCAGUCUCAAGCCAUUACCCAGUCUUUGGAUAUAGGAAAUCUACUACAUGAUGCAUUACUAGCUGCCCUACAGCCAAAUCCUAUGUAUGUAGGUGCGAAAUCACCACCAAAGGACCCAGCAUCUACAGAAAUUGCCAGUGGUCAUGAUCAGACAGAGCAGGGUCAGGGUCAGUCUCAGGCUAGACCUGAAGCCUCAGAUAUGAUAAAUCCCAUGUGUGAUGCAUUACUAGCUGCCCUACAGGCAAAUCCUAUGUAUGUAGGUGUGAACACCCUAUCCAAGGACCCAGCAUCUACAGAAAUAGCCAGUGGUUAUGAUCAGAUAGGGCAGGGUCAGUCUCAGACCAACACUGUUCAAUCUUUGGAUAUUAGAAACCUACUACGUGAUGCCUUGUUUUCUCUCCUACAGUCAAAUCCUAUGUAUGUAGAUGUAAAAACGUUACCAAAGGACCCGGCAUCUGCAGAUUUAGCCAGUGGUCAUGAUCAGACAGGACAGGGUCAGUCUCAAGACCUCACUCAAUCUUUUAAUAUAGGAAAUCUACCACGUGAUGCAUUGUUAGCAGCCUUACAGCCAAAUCUUAUGUAUGAAAGUGCGAAAACAUCACCUAAAGACCAAACAUCUACGGAAAUAGCUAGUGGUCAUGAUCAGACAGGGCAGGGUCAGUAUCAGUCUCUAAUCAAACCCGACAGUAACACCACUGGUGCUGAAAUGGCCAAUGGUUCUGAAACAGGACAGGGCCUAGUCCCAGGCCAUCAGUGA